UUCAAAAUGGCGACAACUUUAGAAAACGCAAACCCGACUAUUUUCCUGCAGAAAACAGAGCGGGAAGUUCUCCCUGACGAAGAAAAUGAGGAUGUUGUGGACAAGAUCGAUGAACGAGAAGUAUUUGAUCUGAUUCGUUCUAUCAAUGAUCCUGAACAUCCUCUUACUCUGGAGCAGCUGAAUGUUGUGGAGCAGUCUUUAGUAGAGGUGGAUGAUGCAAAUAAUUAUGUGAAAGUUCAGUUCACUCCAACAAUUCCUCACUGUAGUAUGGCAACCCUGAUUGGUUUGGCAAUACGAGUCCAGCUUUUAAGAUCACUGCCUGAAAGAUUCAAGGUUGAUAUCAACAUAACCCCUGGUGCCCAUGCUUCAGAAGAUGCAGUAAACAAGCAGCUGGCUGAUAAAGAACGAGUUGCUGCAGCUUUGGAAAACACUCAUUUGUUGGAAGUUGUAAAUCAGUGCCUCACAGUGCGUCACUGAGGUGGCUUAUAAUAUUUGUAAUGGGAACAAACUGUAUAUGGCUGCAAAAAUUGCACUGAGGGAUAAUCUAGGCAGUUAGUCAGCGUUUCACAGUUUGCUUCGAAGGGUGGCAGCUAAAAAUACAAUCUACAUGUAUUUGCCUGACAGUCAGCUUAAAUGUGUGAACUCCAUCUGAUUUGGAAAGUAUUACAGUACUGUGGGAACACUAGACUUUCAUGAUGUUGGCACACCCAAACAGAAGUUCCUCACUCUCCAUUUACUUCAACUUUUAAAACAUUCUGUGAAAGCAGAGGUUCACUAUGCUGCUAGUAAUGCUGUGGCUUGAUUUAAUAAACAGUGGCACAAGAUAGGUUAUCCCAAACAUCCUAUAUGUAGGAUACAGCUGUUGUUUGGUCUAGUCUUUUCACCCAAAGAAAAGGAAAGAUUUCACCCACCCCUGGACAGGGGCUUAUCAUGGUGGGCGGAAUUGGAGGGGGGGAUUAAAUAAACAUCUAACUGAGGGUCUAUGUGCAUAUUGUUAUUUUUCCCCUGUACUGUCCCCCAAAUUUAAUGAAUAAAAUACAAAAACCUAUUAUGUUUAAAAUGGAAACUACAGCUGGGUUCUAAUUCUAAGUCAAUUUUGUACAGCAAGCAAUCUACCUAGUCUGAUUAAAAGAUAAUAAACCAA
Pocillopora damicornis (cauliflower coral) is the source of this 1144-nucleotide messenger RNA. Its product is annotated as cytosolic iron-sulfur assembly component 2B. Lineage: Eukaryota; Metazoa; Cnidaria; Anthozoa; Scleractinia; Pocilloporidae. Gene Ontology annotation, cellular component: cytosolic [4Fe-4S] assembly targeting complex. The record is from RefSeq and is a predicted model, not a curated record.